Messenger RNA from Chelonoidis abingdonii (Abingdon island giant tortoise), 5193 nucleotides. Lineage: Eukaryota; Metazoa; Chordata; Testudines; Testudinidae. The record is from RefSeq and is a predicted model, not a curated record.
AGCCGGGCCCCGCGGGACGGGCAGCCGGGCGCUGGGGAGCAGCCGGGCACAGACCCUAGUCCUGCUCGGAGUGGGGCUAGUGUCUCUCCCCCCUUCUCCAGCCACAGCCCCCGCUGCACAGGGGUCCCUGCCCGGCUGCCCUCCCCAGCCCCCUUCUCCCUCACCAUGCUGCCGAUCCGCUGCUGAGCUCGCCUGCACCCCGCUGUGGCGUGGGGGGUCCCGCCUCCUCCUCCCCCAGCAGCAGCAGCAGCAGCAGCAAACCUGAUUAAGAAUGACCGUCAAAGCUAUAAAAAUGUCGUGUACCACCCCAAAUGUUUAUACUAAAGUGCCUGAUGGAGGAUGGGGAUGGACUGUUGCUUUUGCUUUCUUUGUUGUGGAAGCACUUACAUACGGUAUUAUAAAAUCAUUUGGAGUCUUCUUUAAUGAUUUGAUGGAAAGCUUUGAUGAAACCAACAGCAGGAUAUCGUGGAUAAUUUCAAUAUGUGUGUUUGUACUGACUUUUACAGCUCCCUUGUCUACAGUCCUGAGUAACCGUUUUGGUCAUGGCCUUGUGGUGAUGGUCGGAGGGAUACUGAUCAGUACUGGUAUGGUCACAGCCUCCUUUGCACGCACAGUUGUCGAGAUGUAUAUCACGAUUGGCCUAAUUUCUGGCUUGGGAUACUGUCUGUCUUUCCUCCCGACUGUCACCAUUUUGUCACAGUAUUUUGACAAACGGCGUUCACUGGUCACGGCAGUGGCAUCCACAGGAGAAUGUUUUGCUGUCUUCUCUUUUGCGCCAGCUAUCACCUCACUGAAGGAGCAGAUUGGUUGGAGAUACAGUCUCCUGAUUGUUGGGGUGCUACAGUUAGGCAUUGUCAUCUGUGGAUUACUGCUGCGACCCAUUAUUAUCCAAGCACAGGAAGAAGUGAAAGUGUUACCAACAGAAGAGCAGACAGAGACUAAGUACAUGCUUGAAAAUGAGCAAACACGCACCUCAAUAGAUUCAAUUGACUCAGGAGUAGAAGUAUCUACCUCACCCAGCAGUGUGCCUGGAAACACCAAAGCAGAGCUGAAAAGUGAAGAACCAAAGGAAACCAUACAGAUGCUUGUUGAAGCUAGCAGCUCCCCUAAAGAACCAAAAAUCCAACUACUGGACUUCUCUGUGAUGAAAGACCACGGCUUUAUUUGUUAUGCACUUUUUGGUCUAUUUGCUACUCUGGGAUUCUUUGCUCCGUCACUGUAUAUCAUUCCUCUUGGCAUCAGUCUUGGUAUCGAUAAGGAUCGUUCUGCAUACAUAUUGUCUGCAAUGGCCAUUGCUGAAGUCUUUGGAAGAAUUAGUGCCGGUUGGGUCCUCAACAAGAAGCCUAUCCGCAAGAUUUACAUUGAACUCAUAUGUGUCAUUCUGCUCUCCAUAGCUCUGUUUGCCUUCCCUCUUGCCUAUGGAUUUUGGGGACUGAUGAUAUGUAGCAUAUUUUUUGGGUUCAUGCUUGGAACUGUAGCGGGCACACACAUUCCAAUGUUAGCCGAAGAUGAUGUGGCUGGUAUCGACAGGAUGUCUUCUGCAGCGGGAGUGUAUGUCUUCAUUCAGAGUUUAGCUGGGUUGGCUGGACCACCCCUUGCAGGUGUGCUAGUGGACGUGACACAGAACUACAGAUCAGCAUUCUACUCCUGUGCUGCUGGCAUGGUACUGGGUGCUGUGUUUCUGUCCUUAGUAAGACCAUGCAAGACAGUACUGUGUCAAGGUCAGAAGCAAGGCUUAGAAGAAAAUGCAUCGGAAGCUUUACAAGACAUACCAGAUGACUUUAUUGAAAUGGAUCUUGGAAAAACAGAUGAUUCAGUAAGAAGCUGUGACAGCAUAGCAUGAAAAAGCUGGUCCUUAUAAAUCCAAUAUGCGCUUUGUUAAAUCUGGGAAAAACAAGUCAGCUCUGCUCCAUGUUCUAAAACUAUACUUCAAAAGGCAUGCAACAUUUUAAUGUGAAAAAGUUGCCAUCAACUAUUAUUUUAGAAAGAUUGCUUUUAUUUUUUUAAACCAGCAAUGGUAGGUUCCAUAUGAGAGAUGGCCACGCAUUGCUAGCUACAUAAGAAGUAUGAACGAAAAUCAGAAGUGGCCCCUACAACUAAAUCUAUUAGGUCACAAUCUUUUGUGAUUUCCUGGUAGGCUUCCCAAACUGUAAAUUUUCCUCAAUCAACAGAAUAAAUAAUGGAGAAGAAAUUAUUUAAUAAAUAUAAAUUGAACUAGAGUUUUCUAUCAGAAGAACAUGGACUCUUGUUUCAGAUCAUUGUAACAAGACAUGGGGGGCAGUAGGGUAGUCUAAUUAGUUAAAGUAGAAUUAUUGGUAAAUUGGUUUUUAGUUAACUUGAAUUUUGUAAAUGCUGGGAAGUUGGAGGUUACCACUUAUUUUUAUGGCCAGUUAUUACUGCAGAUAUUUCACUAUAAAGUUAUUUCUCUACAAACUAGCAUCCUAAGAAUCGUUUCCUGUUGCUAGCAAGAUAUAUUGUCUUUAAUUUAAACCAGUAUUUAUUAUUUAAGUUAUUCUAGGAUUGUUAAAGGCUAUCAGAAAAAUAAUUUGAAUUGGAGAGAAAAAAUAUCUGAUUUAGCAGAAAACCUUUUUACCUCUUUGCAUCAAUCCUUUCAAUGCCUAUCUUGUAAACUCAGUUUUGUUUUGUUUUGAAAAUCACAAGUUGUGAAUGCUGCCUGAUUUUACUAUGGUGGUCUUAGACAACUAUGCUCUUAAAAUAAUCCUGUGGUAAACUGAAUGCAAGAUACUAUCCAUCUUUUAAUAGACUGCAGGUCAUUGCCUCAGCUGGUGUAAACUGAUAUAGCUCCACUGAAUAAUAGCUGGGAAUCUGGUCCUGUAUGAUUAGCACCUAAACAUACCUGCAACUUCCACUUACCACAGCUGCACAUAAAGGAAUCUUUGCAGCACUACUGAAUUAACAUGAAUAAAGUCAGUGCAGCUAAUAUGAAAUAGUAAAGGCACUUGACCAUUACCAGUCACUGUAUUCUAAUAAUGUAAACUAUCAGUGUGUUUUCAAGCUUCGGUAGGCAUCAAAUAACUGGUCUUCUACAAUGGAAAGAAAAUCAUCAUUGUGGGCACUGCUUUGUUGCCAUUGAAGUCAGUGAGUUUUUUGCCACUCACUUCAGUGACAGCAGAAUUGUGUCCUUAUUGUGUUUCGUGUUUUAUUACCCACAAAGAAGGGAAUUCUGAGAGACGACAAACCGGCUGUUCACUCACUCUUAUUUUGAUAGAUUCCUUUAUGCAUUAUUAUGCCACUCGGCAACUCAGGGGGACAAGUAAAAAGUUUGUUUGGUUCUAAGUAUGCGUACAGCUUGACAUGUUUCUCUGUACUUAAGUGGAAGUGGCACUGUAUAUUAACUGCUAUGCUAACAUGUCUAGGUAUUUUAUCAGCCAUAGAAAUGUGGGACAAUCUGUAUAAAACUGCUCUCUUUAGGAAGGUGUUUUUCUUUAAACUGUCUUAGAUGUCCAAAAAGAAACACAUUCCCGCAACAAAGUGGCUAUAGCAAUCCACUGUUACUGCCUGAGAACUAGUGAGACUAUGCUGCAGUUUUGUUUCUUUUUUUUAACAUGCCUUCAGCACUUUAUGAUGUACAGCAGAACCUCGCUAAAUUGCAUGAAUGUCUGGAAGAUCCAUUGUACAUGACUAGAUUUUGUGAGUUAGCAGGUAAGUGAACAAACACAAUACUGCAUCACAAAACUGUAUUUAUUUUUGUAAAUGUUUAUUUUUAAUUUAUGCUAAUGCUUCUGGCAUACUGGUAAAAUGUACUGUAGAAUAUAAUUGUAAAAUUAAUGAAGUCUUAGUAAUACGAGACCUCACUACAGCACUUUGCUAUUAUAAACUUGUUUAGAAGUGGGAGAGGCUGCCAGGUUGUGUGUGUGAGAAAACUACCUGUUCUGCAGAUUAACGAGGUUCUACUGUCACUUUUUUACAAGGAUUUCCAAUACAGAUUCAAUAAUAAUGUCUAUAAAUGGCUGCACAAUAAGUUUCUGUUUAUGUCCAUAGCAUGAGUAGGCACAUGUAUGUUAGCAUGCAUAUGCGCACAAAAGACCCAGAAAAGCAGGCUUUAACGUGUUCAAAACAGGAUUUGCUGGUUUGUUCUGUAAUGUAUUUAGUGAAGUCUGGAAGUGAUAUAAAAUACUGAGUUUUACAAUAAAGUUUUUUGAAAAACAAAACACUUUUUACCCCUUUCAUUUCCAGAUCUCCAGUGCUGUGCUUCUAGUUGUCCUGUAGUAACCUCGCAAAAAGUAACACAGAGCCUUGUGAAUAAAGGGCUUGAUUAUUAUGAUUCCCUCUUCAGAAAGGCUUUCAGGAGUGCACUAUCAGAUGCAGCUUGCUGAGAUUGAAGGACCAUGUUUACCCAGUGGACUAAGCAACUAUGCAUUCUUUUACAUUGCUUGCAUGUGAGAGGGUGGAUUAAUAUUGACCUUAAAUGAGAACUGGUGCUCUUGUAAAAUUUAUACCACUGUACUCUGGGCUAUAAUCAUGCAUCAUUCUGACAGGUAACUGUGCUUUGAUAACAUAUACACAUUUGAGGAACAUCACUGUCAUAUCUAAGCAAUCAUGCAAUUAUUAUACUGUCUCAGUGAAUAGAGAAGAAUGUUAUAUUACAAAGCAGCUGGCUGGUGCCUCAAAAGUGAAACUGUAAAUUGCACAGAGCCAUAACACUUUCUGAGGCAUUAACUUUCUUUUCUGCAAAACCCUGGUUCUUAUAUUAAUUUAAUCCAAUCCAAUUCUCCCCAUUCCCUCUCACAAUUCCCCAUUAAUAGCUCACAGCAUGAAAAUGGGCAGUAAGCACUAUUACUAGUUAUUCCUUGGAGGAGAAAUCAGUGGCACUUUCUUAGUGUGACUUGUUUUAUUUAUACUACAUACAUCAGUCCUGGAACAAAAACUGAUCACAAACAGCAUGCAGGCAAACCUCUUUCAAAAUCCCAGUGUCAACACCAAUGGCCAGUUUUCAGGGAGCAACUCUACCACAAGAAUUAACUGCUUAGAUUAAGGCGGACAGUAAAGCAUGCUAUUUGCAACGGAUUCCCCAAAAAGAACGUGAAUCACGAAACUAUAGCUCACAUGCUAAGAAAAAGAACUUGUUAAAUGGUAACUGCCAUCUGGUGACUUCCACUAUAGAAUCAUAGAAUAUCAGGGUUGGAAGGGACCUCAGGAAGUCAUCUAGUCCCACUCCCUGCUCAAAGCAGG